Messenger RNA from Onthophagus taurus, 942 nucleotides. It is a transcript of the gene Alg14, whose product is annotated as ALG14, UDP-N-acetylglucosaminyltransferase subunit. Gene Ontology annotation, biological process: dolichol-linked oligosaccharide biosynthetic process. Gene Ontology annotation, cellular component: UDP-N-acetylglucosamine transferase complex. Lineage: Eukaryota; Metazoa; Arthropoda; Insecta; Coleoptera; Scarabaeidae. Gene Ontology annotation, molecular function: N-acetylglucosaminyldiphosphodolichol N-acetylglucosaminyltransferase activity. The record is from RefSeq and is a predicted model, not a curated record.
UGCCGUUAUGGGGGAACAUGCUGGCGAAUCCAGUAAAUUAUAUGUAUCUCGAUGGUUCUGUGUGUCAAUCCUUCCAAUGACGUCACAGCAAGGCCUUUGCGGGAGGAUACGUUCUGAUACGUUCAUAGUAUAGGUUAUGUUAACCUCAGCAAAAAUAUGUUUUGCUAAAAAAUUUAAUGAAAUCAAUACCAAAGAUAACAAAUCUCAUUUUAAACGAAAACUAGUCAUUAAAUUUGUAAGAAAUACAUUAAAACUGUAUAAAAAUGGCGAAUUCAGAUAUUCCAAUAAUUGAAAUAAUCAUCUUAUUGAUAUUAUUAGUAAUAACCAGAGUAAUGUAUGUAAUUCAUAAAGUAACAACAGGACAUACGAAAUUAACAGAUAAAAAAAGAACACAUCCAGCUAAAACAAUAAUAUGUAUGGGUUCUGGUGGACAUACAACAGAAAUGUUACUUUUAAUUCAAGGAUUAGACUUUAAAAAAUAUACACCCAGAUCUUACAUUAUUGCAAAAACCGAUACAACUACUUAUAAGAAAAUCAAACAUUUUGAAAGUACCUUUAAUGAAGGUAGUUAUACAAUUUAUAAGGUACCCCGAAGUAGGGAAGUUCAUCAAUCAUAUAUAACAUCAAUAUUUUCUACUUUAUAUUCUAUAUUGUAUUGUAUUCCAUUAAUUUUAAAAAUACGCCCUGAUGUAGUACUUUGUAAUGGACCAGGAACAUGCAUUCCUAUUUGUGGUUUAGUUUUUCUAUUAAAAGUAGCCUUUUUAAGUCAAUGUAGAAUUGUAUUUGUUGAAAGUUUUUGUCGAACCGAAACAUUCUCAUUAACUGGAAAAAUACUUAUGUACUUUGCUGAUAAUAUAGUUGUUCAAUGGCCCAAAUUGCAACAAAAAUUAAAAAGAUCUGAUUAUAUUGGACAAUUAAUGUAAUAAAUAUUACUAAAUAUAA